This is a messenger RNA of Actinia tenebrosa (Australian red waratah sea anemone), 3100 nucleotides long. RefSeq lists its product as uncharacterized. NCBI's taxonomy places the organism in Eukaryota, Metazoa, Cnidaria, Anthozoa, Actiniaria, Actiniidae. The record is from RefSeq and is a predicted model, not a curated record. Gene Ontology annotation, cellular component: nucleus. Gene Ontology annotation, molecular function: phosphoric diester hydrolase activity; DNA binding; DNA-(apurinic or apyrimidinic site) endonuclease activity. Gene Ontology annotation, biological process: base-excision repair.
UUUCCCGCCAAAUAUUUUCCUGUUUACAACUAAGAAAUCCUGCCUUAAAAUUAUCUUUUUUCUCGAAAAUAAGAAGCCUUACACAUUACAGUAUGCCUCCGAAAACUAAAGCAAAGGGAAGUAAAAGAUCAAAAGACAGUUCAGGAGAUGAAGAAGCAAAACCUAGCAAAAAAUCCAAGAAAAAUAUAGAAGAAAAUAGUGCUGAAAGUUCUGGCUCUGAGGAAUUGGAUUUAACAGAAGAUUGCGUGAAAAGAGGAGACAAACAUAGUAAUUUUAAGAUAUCUUCAUGGAACGUCAAUGGUGUGAGAGCAUGGUUGAAAUGCAAACCAAGCUCUUACAUCAUGCGAGAAAAGCCAGACAUAUUAUGUUUGCAGGAGAUAAAAUGUGAUAAAAAAGAUUUCCCUAAGGAAGCAAAAUUUUCAGGAUAUCACAUGUACCUGAACUCUGCUGAUCAGAAGGGAUAUUCUGGUGUCGGAAUUUUUAGCAAAAAAGAGCCCCUGGAAGUAGUAAAUGGCAUUGGGAUCGAAGAGCAUGAUAAUGAAGGUCGGGUUAUCACGGCAGAAUACAAAGACUUUUACCUCGUCAAUGCUUAUGUUCCUAAUUCUGGGCGUGGUUUACCAAGACUUGAAUACCGACAGAAGUGGGACGUAGACUUAACAGCUUACCUCAAGAAACUGGACAAGACAAAACCUGUAAUAUUGUGUGGAGACUUGAAUGUGGCACACAAAGAAAUAGAUUUGGCAAACCCAGGCUCGAACAAACGAACUGCUGGAUUCACGAUAGAAGAAAGAAAUGGUUUUAGUAAAUUACUGCAAGAGGGUUUCACCGAUACGUUCAGGGAGUUCUACCCUGACAAGAAGGGUGCUUACUCGUUCUGGACAUACAUGAGGAAUGCUAGAGCCAAAAACGUAGGCUGGCGUCUUGACUAUUUUGUGCUGUCAAAGAGACUGGUACCUAAAGUCUGUGACAGCGUCAUCAGGUCACGUGUCAAGGGAAGUGACCACUGCCCUAUCGGUCUUUUACUGGCAUUGUAGAGUUUCAUUUUCAAACAAGCCCUAUCUCCAUUGGUUAGACUUUUAUAAACUUGACCAAUCAGAAGUGAUAUAUGAACUAGGCAUGUUUACUGUUUUUUUCCAUUUCAGACGGUGUACCAUUCUCUUGAGUAUUAUUUCUUUCCUUUAUACAACAACACUUGGAAAGUUACGUUUAUAUAAAUGAAAUUCAACUAAGAACCAUAAGCCCAAAAAUACUACAGGUUUAAUGCGUUCGUGAAACUUUGUGCCUGCGAUCUCGGGUAAGCGGAUUCAUCUCAAAGUGGUCGCCAGGCUUUUCUGAUUAACGAAACGGGCCCGGUUCCCACUAAAAAUUUAACGGGGAAAUUAUAAAAAUAGCACAACAUAACAUAAAAGUAAUAGAGACUGGAAAUUGUUUCUACUGAUAAGCCCUUUUUAUUAUUUUAAAGUAAUGUCAUGCACUGUUGCCCUUAAUUCUUUAAUUUUAACAACUGAAAAUAUCCAAUCACAGGGCUUCAAGAGAAUAUUAAGAACUUACUUCAUAUUCUCUUGCAGGGCUUGGAAAGCCAUUUCAGAGUCGCAUACCAAUCGAUCAGAAGUCCAUGAAAUUUCGAGGAAUAUGAUUGGUUUUGCGGUUCUGUCUUAAAACACAUGAUCGGACACCCCCUAUUACCAAAUGAACUACUGCACUCAAUCUUUCUUCAAGAUAUAGAACUAAGUUUUUUAGCAAGCCUUGUACCAUCACACUCUUCGCCGUAUACAAAUGUAUCAAUAGAGUGUCUUUUCCUACCUGUGAUAACGUUACUAAAACUGCUAUGAAUAGUAGCAAGAAAAAACUCGCAUUCGGUGAGAAGCGCCAUGUCGACUAAGAUCAUUCGAAGAGUAUCUUUCCUCUUAGAAUAUUCUAAAUGUUCUGGCUUGAAAUCCACAGUGAACAGUUUUUCUUUGUAGGUCAUUUUGGCGUAGUUUUUCACGUCUACAUUAUCUGUGGCCAGAAACCAUUUGAUUUCUUCAUUAGGCGCAAGGUCAAGCAGAUUACUUUCGUAAAUGUACUUUUCAACUUUUUCUGCACACGAGAAAAAAUUCUUGAAUUGAGUUGUGCGAAUGCUUCGAAUAUUACGCACUCCGAACUGAAAGUCACUCGUCCUUAUAUGCAUGCAUAUCGCUUUACGAGGUUUUGAAACCCUAUUCCCAGGCAUUAACCUCUUCCUAUAUUUUUGGAUCAACGAGGAUAGAUUUUUGGUGGGUUUGAACAAAAAAUCAUAGGCACAUCCAAGAGUUGCGAACGGAAAGUUUGAAUCUUUCUUUGGUAGGUCUAAGUUCAUCGCCUUGAGUUUUAGAUAUUUGUUGUUCAAAACUUGGUCGCCGAAGUACCGGAUCGUCCCUAUGAGCUCGUACUGCAAAGUUAGUGUGGCAGAAAAAUUCGUAUUAGAUACCCAUUGUUUAAAUUUUAUGGCUGAUUCAACUCUUAUGUCGGUGUACUUUUUACUGUAGUUUGGUCUACUGCUACCCCAAUAAUGGUACUUGGAUUUAUUUCCAAUCUUCAAUAGAUUAAUUGGAUAAUCCCACUCAAUUUUUCUUGGCUGCAGACAAUCUAUUAAUUUAGUAGCUCCCUCCCAGUGAAUCAAAAAUACUCUAUUGGUAAGGACAGCUAAAUACAAGAGAGAUGCAAUGCCAAAGAUACGAUUCCCAAGACCUCCACAGUUGUUGUCCAGGCAGGUAUAUACCAGGAAUCUUGCUGUUUCGGGUGAUUUAAGGGCAUUGCGAUGGAAUUGGGCGUAUCUUUGUUGCCAAGUUCCACAAGAGAAAGCCUUGUUCUUUGUUGGAUUUAUGGAAUUUGUGUUAAGAAGACUGGUUUUUUUCUUGAAGGAACACUUGACACGAGCUUGGGAAACAAGUGUUUUCAUGACUUUGUCUGUAAUUUGAAGAAAACACAAAUAAGAAUAAUKGAUGUCGUUAUUGUGGCUACUGCCUCGUAGAGGCGAAGCCACUAUGUCAUCGAGUCGUACUGUAAGUCCGUAAAACCACAGGAAGCCCAAACUUUCUCAACCCAUAAACUUCGGAAAUAAAGUAAAUGUUCUAUCAAA